This is a messenger RNA of Dermacentor albipictus, 3003 nucleotides long. RefSeq lists its product as uncharacterized. Gene Ontology annotation, biological process: transmembrane transport. Lineage: Eukaryota; Metazoa; Arthropoda; Arachnida; Ixodida; Ixodidae. Gene Ontology annotation, molecular function: transmembrane transporter activity. The record is from RefSeq and is a predicted model, not a curated record.
GUUUCCUUCCGUAGCUAUGGAAACACAGAAUGGCAGCAUCAGCUUCUGUCGGGCGAUCUUCGCCACUAAGAUAAUGUGAAAUUAACAGCAUCAUGUGAGCAGAGCUUGUCGAAAAUUGUCGCAGCAAUUUGCGUCAUGUGUCAUUACCUGCUAGUUCACGCGAUGCGGUUGACAAGGAUAGUCGUUUGACAGUAAUAUGAAUCUGAGGACCAAGCGCAGGAUAACUCUCUGUACAGCGUGUUGCUUUUUUGUCAUCACCGGAAUAGAAUACGCUGUGAUAUUGCCGUCGGUAUGGAUGUAUCUCAAGAACUGCCUCGAGUCGCCCGAUUAUGCGAUCGCCGUGGUGAUCUCGGCGUGCUGCCUUACAGGGCUGUUCGUGAGCCCGUUCGUGGGUGUGUGGGCAGAUGGGACGCGCAACGUGCGUUCAGUUUUACUGGUUGUCAAUGUGGGACAGUUCGCGGGCAGCCUGCUGUACUUCGUUGGCAUAUCUCCUUGGCUUCUCUUGGUUGCCCGGCUGCUAUCAGGUCUGGGCACGGGAACAGCUGCAGUCAUACUAGCUGAUACAGCCCGCUCUACAACCGAGAAAGAUCGCACUGCCACGUUUGCACUGCUGGCAGGCUUCCGUGAACUCGGCCUUAUUGUUGGAUCAUCCCUGCACGUCGUCUUUGAAAAUGAGAAUCUCAGCGGGGGAGCAUUUCCGUUCGAUCGCUAUUCCAUUCCUGCACUGCUGAUGGCCUUCCUCUGGCUACUGAUGGAAGCCUGCUUCUUCCUGGCGUAUUUCAACAUGGCCCAGCUUUGCCAUCAGCAGAGACUUGAAGACACUCUGCAAUGCAGCUACUUGGAAGCAAGCAUGGGCAAUGUCUCAGAGUGUGCGCCACCACCCAGUCCAUUCCCCCAGCACCGCGAGCUUCAGCAUGACUUGGAUCAUGCCGAUAGCAUCAGUUAUUCUGCAGGAGGGCUGUCAUCACACCACCCCUGCCACCCGCACCGAAUGAUUCAGGCUCCUCUAAUGGGCUCGCUCAAUAGCAACCUUGCCAAAAUGCAUCGCAGCCCGCUUAACUUGUCCCUGGACGAAGGUGAUCUCUUCAGCGAUGCCAUGAUCGAGACUGCCGAAAGGUUCAUACUGAGCUCAGAGUCUGCCAACCCUGGUGCUGCUUUUAGGAGCACGUUCAGUGCCCCUCCAAGCAUGAGUGACAUCGAGCAGUCUGCGACCCACUCAACCUCCGACAAUGUCAAGUCAGAAUCUAUUGUGCCAGAGACGCAGGUUUUGCACAGGUACUGCUCAGAGUAUAUCAGAGAAGAUACAGUUGUGUUGUUGGCUAUAACGUUUCUGGUCACCUACAGCCAAACGGCUCUUCAGGCUGCUCUUUAUCCUGUGGCAAAAGAGUACUACCGUUAUGGAGAGAUGAAAAGCAUUGCAAUAUACCUCGUAUGCGGUGUUGAGGUCCUCCUGGUGUUUGUCAGUAUACGCAUCCUGAGUCGACAGCUUUCAGACCGACUGUUGCUCCUAGUUGGCCUAGUCUUCACUUGUGCGGGAACUUUCCUUUGGCUUGGUUUCAGUUUUGUUGCAAGUCCAGGAAGGUUGAGCUCGCUGCCUCUGUUUGUGCUUGGAACUGCCAUUGACCUGUUUGGAAUGCCCAUGCUGACAGUGUGCACAAGUUCUUUAAUAUCCAAGGUCACCAGCAGCAAACAUCAAGCUGUUAUGCAGUCGCUGUACAUGGGCGUAAUGCAGUUAGGCUGUACGUUGGGACCGCUGUGGACGGGAGGCACCUUGCAGCACAAGAGCAUGCUUUUUGGUGUCCCCUGUGGCCUAUCGGUGCUGUUCACGGUGCUGUUCCUUGCCUCCUUCCCACAACUUGGCCAGCAGCAGUCAGUGAAUGAGAACGGCGAGGAAGCAGAAGAGGUUCAGAGCAGACUAGAAGUCAAGCAAGCAACAAAUGAACAGCACCAGGGUGCCUCUCUUUCAAACGGUGUCAUCGCUGUGUUCGACUGCUUCCGAUCCAACGAGAGAGAAAGCAAGGAAACAAGUAGAUAAAGUUCGUCUCUUUGUAAUGCAGCAUGUGUUCAGAUAAGGACAGACUAAGGGGAGUGCCGACUAUUUUUAGUUUUCAGCGAAAUUGUUAUACAAGUUGGGAAAAUGUCUCUCUAAAAAAGAAUCAACCUUCAUUUUGCAAAACUUAACAAGGCUUUCUUGAAAAAAAAAAAUUCUUAUUUCACUAAAGGUGGAAAAGAGCGUUUUAACAAAUUGCAGAUUUGACAAAUUCAAAGGCCUAUGACUCUAAAAUUAAUGCAUUGUAACCUGCCAAAAUUUUUUCUUGUACUUCUACACCACUAGUAUUAUUGGCCCACACGAAGUUUAGUUUAUGUCACCAAGAGUGUUCUUAAAAAAUUGCAAAACCUUGGUUUUUGAGCAACUGCCUCUGACUGACCCUGUAAUCACGUGUUUUUUUGGCCAUUUUAACUAAGGCGAUGAAGCUGAAAAAUAUUCCGGACAAAUAUUCAAAAGGUUUCUUGCGAACUAAAUAAAGAAGUAUGCAACUACAUCGCGUAAUUAUUUCAUUAUAAAAUCCCCAAAAUGUCAAACUUGCAAAAAUAGCAAACAUUGGAACAUUUUAGACACCUUUAAAAAAAAUAAUCCUCUCCGAUUUUUAUGAAAAUUUAAUAAAAUACCCACCCAGGACUGUGGUAAAUCUAGUACUGCAAGAACGUGUUGGAUUAUUUCAUUUUAAUUGAGAAACUGUAUCUUAUUUUAUGACCCAUGUAUGGUGAUCCCAAUGGUCUGUCUCGUUCUAAUAAUAAAAUAAAAAUCGCACUAAUAUUGAAUUCUGAACUAAUUUUUUUUUUAAAUAGAAGAGCGACUCAUUGUGUCUAUCUCUUUUUAGCCAUGAAAUGAGUUGAGCUUGAGUUUUCAGAGCUCAAAACUAAACAUAGUCGGGGCCCCCUUAGUCUGCUCUUAUCUGAAUACACACGGUAAUGAACAAGCAAGACAGUAUCCUUCAGGAA